Aspergillus niger is the source of this 654-nucleotide messenger RNA. RefSeq lists its product as hypothetical. The record is from RefSeq and is a predicted model, not a curated record. The transcript has 3 exons. The coding region runs from base 1 to 654 and encodes 217 amino acids. Lineage: Eukaryota; Fungi; Ascomycota; Eurotiomycetes; Eurotiales; Aspergillaceae.
AUGGACAAUAAGGCACAUUACCCCUCAGAUUUCCUGGAAGCACGAAGCAACACCUUAACAGACGACGAGGUAAACCACCUGGUCGAGAAGCCGGGAUGCGCAGCCCGCUUCGUCUACGGAGUCCUCAUGCUCCCCACAGUGCUUAAGUACUUCCUGGACGUGCCCCAGACAACGGACAUCGCCAGACACAUGAUGAGCGCAACCGUGUACGGCUUCAAGCUCUACCAAUUCGGCCCUGAUAGCACACCCGUCAUGCUGCCCUCAUCGGAUCCACAGCACCGAGUCGAAGGGAUGCUCAUACUCGGACUGAAUGAAGAGCAGCGCAACAAAGUCUACGAAUACGAGAGCGGGCUUAUGAGACUGGUAGAUGUGCAGGCAUAUAUCUCCCAGCUUGACUCCUUCGAGGGUUAUGAAAUUCGCAGUGUGAGGAUUGUCGAUGCGGGAGCGUUCGUCUGGAACCAGGAGAAGGCGGACGAGGCAAUGAAUGAGCUUCCGACGACAGAUCCGGUUAUAUCGGAAUAUGUGUGCGGCUCAGCGCGCGUCGACGAUGGAUUUGGCGAGGACGUCGGCAUCGGGUGUUUAGGGCACAGCAAGCUAGUAGAACCAUCCGCCUUCUCCAUCACAAUCUAUAUCUAUAGUAUGACAUCCAAGUAA